UCGAGUGGAACGCAAUAUGACAGAAGAGAACGCAUAACCGGCACAGUACAUAUGCCCAGCCGCCUAUGAAGACUCCCUUGGGCUCUGCUUUUGGCGUACUUUCACAUGCACCCUCUCUUCCACUCCGAAAACAGCACGACCUUUUAGUUUUAUCGCCAUCGUGUUUCUCGCAAUUACUACGUUCCCUGCCUAUUUCUCUGUAAUCUCUUUUACAGCAUGACGUAGUGGCAUAUCAAAAUCACGACUUUGCGAAGUGGAAGAGGCGAGACUGACUGUACAAGAAGUUCUCAGUUAUCGACAACUUCCUAGAGGAACAGAGGAACGAAUUUGCUCAAUGGCGCUUCGUUUCGAGAUUCUUGGGAGAUUCAAUCGUGCUCGUGCAGCCCAACUAACACUCCCGCACUUUGUGUGCCAGACGCCCCUGUUUAUGCCUGUGGGUACGCAAGGGACUAUCAAAGGGUUGGCUACUAGCCAGCUUGAGGAGAUUGGUUGCCAAAUAAUACUGGGAAAUACCUAUCAUUUGGCGCUUCGUCCUACUUCUGAGCUUAUUGAUGAAUUGGGGGGUCUUCACAAAUUUAUGAACUGGCCCAGAGCAUUGCUUACAGAUUCUGGUGGCUUUCAAAUGGUGUCGUUGUUGCAUUUAGCUGAUAUCACUGAAAAGGGAGUUACAUUUCAGUCACCAGUUGAUGGAAAGCCCAUGCUCCUAACACCUGAGGAAUCAAUCCAAAUCCAAAACAGAAUUGGCGCAGAUAUUAUUAUGGCUCUUGAUGAUGUUGUGAGAACAACCAUUACUGGCCCACGUAUAGAGGAAGCCAUGUAUCGCACUCUUAGAUGGAUAGACAGGUGCAUAGCAGCUCACAGUAGACCACACGAGCAGAAUUUGUUUGGUAUUGUACAAGGUGGAUUAGACCCCGUGCUAAGGGAUAUAUGUGUUAGAGGCUUGGUCGAUCGGAAUUUACCCGGCUAUGCUAUUGGUGGCCUUGCAGGAGGUGAAAGUAAAGAUUCAUUUUGGCGUGUUGUUGCUCAGUGUACUGCUGCAUUACCUGAGGACAAACCACGAUACGUUAUGGGUGUUGGUUAUCCACUGGAUAUUGUAGUUUGCAGUGCUUUAGGGGCUGACAUGUAUGACUGUGUUUAUCCUACUCGUACUGCUCGCUUUGGCACAGCUCUUGUACCUGAGGGAGUGCUGAAGCUAAAACACAAGGCAAUGGCUGACGAUACUCGCCCCAUUGAUCCUACUUGUGCUUGUAUGGUCUGCAAGAAUUAUUCUAGGGCCUACAUUCAUUGUCUUGUUACAAAAGAUGCCAUGGGAUCUCAGCUUUUGUCAUAUCACAAUCUGUACUACAUGAUGAAGCUUAGCCGAGAUCUACACACAUCCAUAGUUGAGGAAAGGUUUCCAGAGUUUGUAUGCACGUUUUUGCUGAAAAUGUUUCCUGAAGGAAAUGUCCCUGAAUGGGUAUGCAAUGCCAUGGAGGUUGCUGGAAUUGAUAUCUCUUCCUGCUGUGCUCCCUUUUCAUCAUCUCAAGAUUUAGAGUCAUAAAAGAUACCCAAAAGGAGGUAGGCUUAUAUUGAGUUCAACUUGAAAGAAGUUGAGGAGAAAUCUAACGAAUAGAUUAUAACACGGGUGCAGCAUAAGUUUUGUAGCUCAUUUUGUGCUGCUUCACAUGGAUUUAUGCCCCAAAGAGAACAUUUUUGUAGUGUCUUGUUGAAUUUAUUUGGUAUGCACACCUCGAGAUUAAUUUUCGUCACUUUCAUUUCAACUUUGAGGCCUCAAAGGGGUAAAGUUUUUGUUUAAUGGAGGUUAAUUUUGUUGCUCGCUUCUUUCCUCA
This is a messenger RNA of Juglans regia (Persian walnut), 1829 nucleotides long. RefSeq names its product queuine tRNA-ribosyltransferase catalytic subunit 1-like. Gene Ontology annotation, molecular function: tRNA-guanosine(34) queuine transglycosylase activity. The transcript has 16 exons. Gene Ontology annotation, cellular component: cytosol. The record is from RefSeq and is a predicted model, not a curated record. The coding region runs from base 335 to 1540 and encodes 401 amino acids. NCBI's taxonomy places the organism in Eukaryota, Viridiplantae, Streptophyta, Magnoliopsida, Fagales, Juglandaceae.